Messenger RNA from Amorphotheca resinae ATCC 22711, 2059 nucleotides. RefSeq lists its product as hypothetical. The record is from RefSeq and is a predicted model, not a curated record. Bases 210 to 1988 code for a protein of 592 amino acids. The transcript has 4 exons. NCBI's taxonomy places the organism in Eukaryota, Fungi, Ascomycota, Leotiomycetes, Helotiales, Amorphothecaceae.
AUUAUAUGGGCGUGUGCUGGCAGUUGGAGAAAAGUCCCUCGAGGACACGCUCAUGAGGUCUGUUAUUUCUGUCGAUCCCCCGCUCAGACGACCUUCUACGUGCUAUACCUUGAUUUGUUGAGGAGUCGAGCGUUCCUGGAGAUUGCUUGUGUGAUUUGCACGGCCACCACUCACAGACAGGAAGACGUGUGCCCGGUCUCGAGCUUCUGAUGGAGACUCCAAGCAAUCCAACCCCUAUCCUAUUAAGGUUCCCAGAUGAGAUCCUGAAUAUCAUCCUCGAGCUUCUGGCACCGCAGUCGCUUUCCGGGGAGCUGAUCACCAUCGACCACAGAACUUCCUUGAGCGUGGAAAGUUUUGCAUCUGAGCCAGCCCAGGUGUCAGAUGAGCAUUCACACGUGACAGGCACAUUCAGGUUGAUAUGCAAGAAAUUCGAGCUGUGGACCCUAAGCCGUCAAUUUGCCCGGGUAUCUAUUCGUUUCUCGCCCGAGGGUUUCAAGAAGUUAGGUUUACUUGUUGAGCGACCCCACAUCGCGAAGCAUGUCAAGAAAAUAUCUUAUAUGGUCCCUAGUUUCAGCUCUCUAGACCAGGCAAGAUUUACAGAGUUGCUUCACGAGGCUAUCGCCACAACCAACGAGCUGCAACGACAGCUCAACCAGAGGCAGAAUGUGCCCCACGUUGAUAGGCUGCGGCCAACUAACCACGAGCUUCGCAACAGGCGUGCUCGCAGUGAAAACAAUGAGAGGUUAAUUGCGGAAAUGAUGAAGAGGACAGAGAUUCAAAGACGCAUUAUAGGAGAAAGAUCCGAUGAACGAGCACUUGUGUCCGCACUCAAAGCUUUCACUGGGCUCCAGCAGAUACGACUGAUGAGGGUUCAGGAUCCAUUCGAUGCUGGGUGGAAUAACUUCUCGAGAAUGCAUUUAGGUCUCGAUUCAGAAUCCAGAUCUUCUAGAUGGACACUUGCAUGCGAGCAUGCUGCGAGAACUCUAUGCCGUGCAUUUCUAGCAUCUCCAUCCCCUGUCCUGGGCCGAAUUUCUUGUCGUUCGUUGGAUCCCCAGACCCCACUUCUCCUUGCGCAGAUCCAGCCGAAAAAUAUCUCUGAUGUUGCGGUACGUUUGAACUGCCUAGAGCUACAAUUUGACGACCAACCCAAUCUGGAAGAAGAUCUAUUGGAAUUGUCACGGCUCUUUCAAACUGUAUUUACGGCGGCAGUCAACAUAGAGGGGUUGCACAUUGGCUUUACACGGCCCGUAUCGAUCUCUUUUAAGACAGUCUUCCACAAUGUUCACUGGAAGAAACUCAAAUAUAUCGGUUUUGGGGCAUGGCGUUUGGACAGUGAGGAGAUCAUCGAUUUUGCACGGCGACACCGAAAGAGUCUUCGGUCUAUACGUCUUAGGGAUGUCCGUCUAAACGAAGGCAGUAGAUGGGUGGAAGUUUUGAGAGUGCUCCGGCUCGAAUUAUUAAGUCUCAAAUGGGUCAGCCUGCGGAAAGUAGGCUAUUCAGAUGAGGAGGAACUUGGAGGCAUGUACGUACCGGAUCAACAGGAUGACGACGAUGAUAGUGAUGGAAGUAAUUGGGGGGUUGGUGACGGAGCUUCCGAGAACUUCGAUGAUGGCGAGGAGGAGGAUGAUGAUGAUGCCAGCUUGGACGAAAAUGGGGAUCAUGAGGAAGAGCAUGGCGAUGAGUCUGGAGAUUCUGCUCAUGGAAGUGUUGCGGGUGAUAGCGAACUUGGCACCUCUGUGAAUGAUUUGGCUAUCGAUGACCAGACAAUGCUCCAUCAUUCUACUGCCCCAUCCGAUACCAUGGCCGAAGAUGAAACAGCGCACCACAAAUCCAGCUCUCCACCUCAGUGCCAGUGCGACAAUGGGUUUGCUUGGGAGGAUCUAAUUGAUGAUGGCGCCCUUCGGGUGCCAAAAAUACAAUGGAAGUGGUGGGAGAAAUGGGCCAUCAACCGCUGUCAUAUACAUGAUCCCCCCGCAUCUUCCUUGUGAUUCAGCUUCUGGUCUCUUUUGGUUCAGCUCCACUGGAAAAUACGGCCAAGAUUAUAUUGCUUCUACCUAGC